Messenger RNA from Oikopleura dioica, 612 nucleotides. NCBI's taxonomy places the organism in Eukaryota, Metazoa, Chordata, Appendicularia, Copelata, Oikopleuridae. The record is from the annotation of a GenBank genome assembly.
AUGUUUGAUGGAACACCAUGCCAUACGCUUUACAUCAAAAACCUCAAUGACAAAAUCAAGAAAAUCGAACUUACAAGACAGCUGUAUUCAAUUUUCUCUUCAUAUGGCAUGGUACUAGACAUCAUGGUUUCGAGGGCUCCGAAAUUGAGGGGACAAGCUUUUGUCACUUUCAAGGAUAUCUCAGAUGCGGCGAACGCGAUGAAGAGAAUGCAGGGUUUUCCAUUCUACGAAAAGCCGAUGAUGGUUUCGUAUGCUAAAAGAGAAUCGCACGUGAUCACGCAAGCGAAGAAAUACGUUCCUCCAAAGGACGAGCGCACUCUCGCCAAAGAGACAAACGCAAAAGUUGCCGCCAAAAAGAAAACGGGUGGAGAAGAGGAGGAACCAGCGGCGACGAUCUAUGUCGAAAAUCUCCCCGACGAGGCCAACGAGAGUAUGCUCAAUCUCCUUUUCUCCCAAUUUCCUGGCUUCAAGAAGAGCCGACCUAUCCCUGCAGGAGGAAAAGCUUUUGUCGAGUUUGCGGACCCCGGCGCUGCAACUAGCGCCAAAGAUGCUCUCCAAGGAUUCAAAGUCACUCCAGAUCGUCCCAUCAAGCUCUCCUUUGCGAAGAACUAA